AACGCGUUAUGGCGGCGUAAACAAGGCGAGUGUGCUGUCGGAAGCGGCGCGCACCACUGUGUUUUCAAUGCGUUUUUGUUACAUGGAGGGUAAAACCGUAACAAAUUAAAAUAUAAUAAAGUAUGUUUGUGUUUUAGGGAACCCAGCUUGGCGUCCAAACGUCAUAACUCCGGCGUAAAGGGCAGCAGCCGCUAGUUUCGGCUAACUUUUAGCCUUAGUUGGCUAACGAAAAAACGAAAAAGUUGUCAAAAAGGGGCAAAAUGGACUGCGUCGUCACUGGAGGAAAUGUGAAAGUGCUGGCCAAAGCGAUCCACUCGCUGUCCAGGAUAGGUGAUGAGCUCUACUUGGAGCCUCAGGAGGACGGGCUGGCCCUGCGGUCUGUAAACUCCUCUCGAUCUGCAUACGCGUGCUUCCUCUUCGCACCGCUCUUCUUCAGCAGGUACAGCACCCCCAGUGGACAUGCCUUUCGCUGCAAGAUGGCAAUCAAGAGUGUGCAGGCAGUUUUCAGGUCCCUGGCCUCGCUGGAGAAGACAGUAGAGAAGUGUCACAUCGAGCUGGAUGGGCAGAAGAACCGCCUCACAUUUGCGCUGCACUGUAAAUAUGGACUACUGAAGACACACAACCUGUCUUUCCAGGACAGCGAGAGCUUACAGGCUGUGUUUGAUAAGGACAGCUGUGCCAACACACUCCGAGUCCAACCCAGGGUGCUGGUGGACACGGUGGUGCACUUCCCUCUGUCUCUGGAGGAAGUGACCGUGUCUUUGAGUGACGAGCGAGUGUGGUUCCGCAACCAUGUGGAGGAUGAAGCAGAGCAGUCCAAGGCCAUGCUGACAGAGAUGUGUCUGGCCUCAGAUGAGUUUGACCACUUUGCCGUUCAAGCUCAAAACAGCAUCACAUUCUGUCUGAAGGAGCUACGGGGCUUGUUGGUGUUUGCAGAGUCUACUGGUCUCCCCAUCUCUAUGUACUUUGACGAGCCAGGCAGUCCUGUGGUGCUGUCAGUAACAGACAGUGUUCUGGAGGUGAAUUUCGUGCUGGCCACGCUUUCCGAUGAUCCCAGUCUCCGUAAAAACAACACCAAACGAGCAGCCUCACCACCCCCUCCUGAUGACUUCCUGAACGAUGACAUGGACUCCUACCUCAUCGCCAUGGAUACCAGCAUUGCACCAGGGACCUCGGCUGCAGGUCCACCCUCGCCUCCCUCGGCUAAUCAUACAUACUCACAUCAGCCUGCUGUGGCCUGUCACAGGACGAGGCCGCACAGCGAAGACGAGGAAGAGGAGGAGGAGCAGGAGACAGAUGAUACAGAAAGGCCACCUAAUAAAAAGUUCCGCUCGCUGUUCUUUGGCUCAGUGUUUGCCACGGCUUCUCAGAUGACCAAUCAGACAGUGACCAGUCAGGAAGUGCUGGCCAGUGACAGUGAAGACGACACGCAAACGGAGUCACCGUGACCAGACACUGCUGGAUGAGAGGAGAGAGACGGACUGAACUGAAAGUGUGUGUGUGUGCAUAACGUUUCACACCUUGGCCAGCUUGAACCCCUUGCUCUUGAUUUAUGUUCAGAUUUUAUAAGCCUGUACAAGAGCUCUGCUGUGAAUCACUUUUAUUGCCCGAGCUAAAAUAUGCAAGGAGGGCACACACAGUGUGGAACAGGAUAGUUGCUCCGACUCUAUUCUGACUUUUUACUGGACAAUAAUAAUUAUGUUGGACUUCUGGGAUUAUGAGAAAUUUGAUAAAUGGCACUUCCUGUUUCAUUUGGCACAGAAACCAUUCAAUGUUUGAACAACACAGGCCGGCCAAAUAAAAAUUAAAAAAACAUUUGAGAGUCUGAAAAUAGAAUUGUUUUAUUUACAUCCCAAAAAG
Molecule: messenger RNA, 1860 nt
Organism: Myripristis murdjan (pinecone soldierfish)
Lineage: Eukaryota; Metazoa; Chordata; Actinopteri; Holocentriformes; Holocentridae
Gene: rad9a
Product: RAD9 checkpoint clamp component A
Exons: 12
Coding region: 261-1448 (395 amino acids)
Biological process (GO): DNA replication checkpoint signaling; DNA repair; cellular response to ionizing radiation
Cellular component (GO): checkpoint clamp complex
Source: RefSeq, a predicted model, not a curated record